Molecule: messenger RNA, 1068 nt
Organism: Enterobius vermicularis (human pinworm)
Lineage: Eukaryota; Metazoa; Nematoda; Chromadorea; Rhabditida; Oxyuridae
Source: the annotation of a GenBank genome assembly
AUGUUGUUGAUCAAAGCUAUAAUUUUCAUAACUUCAAUAGAUGGAAUAUUAGCAGCAGCAAUAAGUUGCCGAAAUGCUAAAGGUCGAGCAGUAGACUGGUUUAUUGGGUAUAAACUACCAAAAGUUGGUGAUACCAAAUAUCAAGGAACUGAUUUUUUGUACGCUGAUGCCGCAAAACCGACAUGGUCCGAACCAGAAGAUAUUUCUUCACCAAACAGUGCUAUUGUAGACAGUUCUUUGCAGGAUGUGUUCUAUAUCAUGUACAAUGAUGCACAUCCUGGCAAUAAAUCAGAUUCACACCGAGGGCAUACGAAAGGUGCAGCUUUUUUUGACGGAAACACUGGUUUUUGGUUGAUUCAUAGUGUUCCCAAAUUCCCCAAUCCAGACAAAUACGAUUAUCCAGAUUCUGGAUACAACAACGGGCAGUCUUUCUUAUGUAUUACUUUGAGAACCGAAUCACUGACAAACUUAGCCGAAUAUUUCAAAUAUACUACACCGUCAAUCUACAACUCUCAAUUGCCAUCACAAAUGGCUGCUGAGUAUCCAGGAAUGGCUAAUGUAAUUGCAAGGAAACCUCUUUCAAAAGCAAUAAAAGUUUAUUCGACUGUUCAACAACUGCAAUCUGUUAAUGGAUUUCCAUUCACAGCAUUUGGCAAACAUAAGAAAUUCAAUGCAGGUAAAAAUUUGUAUGCCAAACUACUUGCACCUCACACCUCAUGCUCAUUUUAUACCGAAACCUGGCCUAAUGGAGCUACAAACUAUCCAUCUACGUGUAACACUGGAAAUAAAAAUAUAUAUAAUAUAGACACCAUCAAAAUCAAGGAUCUAAAAUUCACGACCACGAAAGAUCACUCAAAAUGGGCCGUUGCUGAUCUGGUUGAAUGUGGUUAUGUGUGUGUUGGUGAUAUUAAUAGACAGAUUUCUCAAAACAGACGUGGCGGUGGUACUGUGUGCUUCCAAAAUGUAAAAAUAUGGAAUUUGUACAGAAAGCUGAUAAAUAAAGUUGAACCCUGUCCUUGCCUCUCAACGUUUCAAACAUUUGCUGUGAGGAAAACCGAAGAAGAGUAG